Mirounga angustirostris (Northern elephant seal) is the source of this 920-nucleotide messenger RNA. RefSeq names its product doublecortin domain-containing protein 1-like. The transcript has 8 exons. NCBI's taxonomy places the organism in Eukaryota, Metazoa, Chordata, Mammalia, Carnivora, Phocidae. Gene Ontology annotation, biological process: regulation of mitotic cytokinesis. Gene Ontology annotation, cellular component: midbody. Gene Ontology annotation, molecular function: microtubule binding. The record is from RefSeq and is a predicted model, not a curated record. The coding region runs from base 1 to 879 and encodes 292 amino acids.
AUGUGCUUUAGAAUUUUUUGUAGUGUAGGAUCCAAAUCUCCACUUACCCCUGUUUUGAGUCUCACCUUUGACCAGGUGACUGCAUUUGACAGAGGUGGCAUUACAGUUGCACAUAAAACCUUCUUGGAUCCUAAUGCUGUUCUGCUACCUGGAUGUGACAAUUGGGAAGUUUGUGAGAGAUUUCCAAUUAAUUUCAAUGGUACCAGUCAACAGAUACCUGAUCAAUUUGAAAAGGUGGACUUGGAGAACCAUUUCCUACAGAACAAGGUGGAUCCAAAUAUUGUCCUUCAUGCCUCUGUUUCCAUCAGAAAGUGGAGCUCCUCAAGAGGGGAAGUAAGCAAUGGAAGUCAGACUGCGCCGUCGAUCCUGUGGCCUGCGGCCAGUGUGUGGCUGAUCACGAAGACUGGAAUGAUCCUGAGCCGGGCGAUAACACAGGGCUGCCUAGCUAUUGGUCAUCCAAUCAGAGUCAAGGCUGCUGAGGGAACAUCACUAGAAGGAUAUAAAUUAAUCCUACAGAAAAGACAUAAAGGAGAUAAUUCUCAGAAGUGGGUGUUUGGAACUGACAGCUGCAUUUAUUCUAAGGCUUAUCCUCAGUUUGUUCUGACCUACCUAGAGGAGCUAACUGCACAAGUGGAUGUGACCCAGAGAGAGUAUCACAUUCAUCAUGGUGCCCGGACUACAACUCAUCAGGAACAUGGUAGCAGCUUAGCAGAAGAGGUCCUGCAAGAAAGUGCCAGCAUCCCGGGUCUGAAGCAACUGCCAGAGCCUUCAGACACCCAUUUAAUGCCAGAAGGUUCUCUUGGGGAGACAAGGCAGCUGACAGUGGCACUGGUGAGGAAACUGGAAGAGAAACAUCCUAAGGCUUCUGCUCAGAGGUAGGGCACUGACAGAACGGAGCUUUAUUGCUCAAUGACAUUCGA